Molecule: messenger RNA, 4662 nt
Organism: Chiloscyllium plagiosum (whitespotted bambooshark)
Lineage: Eukaryota; Metazoa; Chordata; Chondrichthyes; Orectolobiformes; Hemiscylliidae
Gene: kbtbd7
Product: kelch repeat and BTB (POZ) domain containing 7
Molecular function (GO): protein binding
Source: RefSeq, a predicted model, not a curated record
GCGGGGAUUGCCUGUCAGCAUCAGCCAAUGGGACUGAAAGGGGCGGGAUUACCUUUCCCGUGGCAGCCAAUGGGAGUUUGGAUGGCGGAGAUUACCUGGCAAUGUUAGCCAUUGGGAGAGAGGGAGGCGGGGAUUAAAUGGCAGCGUCGGCCAAUGGAGUGAGAGGGGCGGGAAUUACCUGGCGGUGUUAACCAAUGGGGGCGGGGGAGCCCUGGCAUUGUCGACCAAUGGAGGCAAUGGGGCGCGGCUUGCUGACAGAGUCAGCCAAUGGGAGCGACACUGGCUGGUUUUAUCGGGCAGUGUCAGCCAAUGGUGGUGACGGGAGCGCGUCUUACCCGGCGGCAUCAGCCAAUGGCGGUGGCCGAUGCUGCGGGGCGGGGUCUGCCCGGCAGCGGCGGCAGGGACAGGGUCAAGAUGGCGGCGGUGAGCGGCCUGUCAGGACCGGAGUUGCUGGAGGACGCGGCGCACGCCCGGGCCUUACUCCGGGAGCUCAAAUCCUUCUAUGACGCCCGGCUGCUGGUGGAUGUGACCUUGGAGGUGGAGAGCGGCAGCCGCUUCCUGUGUAACCGCAAUGUCCUGGCCGCCGCCAGCCCGUAUUUCAGGAGUAUGUUCACCGGCGGCCUGUUCGAGAGUAAACAGCAGAGAAUCACCAUCCACGAGGUGGACUCGGACUCCAUGGCCCUGAUCAUUGAUUACUGCUACACCGGCCGGGUCACCGUCUCCGAGGCCAGCGUCCAGAAACUCUACGUCGCCGCCAACAUGCUGCAGCUCGAGUAUGUCCGGCAGGCGUGCGCCGCCUUCAUGGCCCGGAGGCUGGACCUCUACAAUUGCACCGGCAUCUUCAAGUUUGCAGAUGCCUUUGAUAAUGUGGAACUGAAAGAGAAGGCACGUGCGUUCAUUGCACGCAACUUGCAACAUCUAUGCAGGAUGGAGGAAUUGUGUGAGCUCUCAUCUGAGCAGAUAAAAGAAAUCCUCAGUUUGGACACGCUGGAUGUGGACAACGAGAGGAAAGUGUGUAUGGCUGCAAUUCAGUGGAUUAAAGCAAAUUUCAGUGAACGUGCUGCACACGCAAUGGAUGUUCUCAAGUGUGUCCGGUGGCAUCACUUCACUGAGAAGGACAGAAUGUACCUUGAUGGUCUUAAAUCUCAGCUCUUUAUCAAAAACAAGCCUCUCUGCUCCAUCAUAGAAGACAUUUCUGCAUCCCAGGGGGCUGAUGUGCCCGCAACGAUACAAAACUCUUCCAAGAGGAUUGGAUUCAGUGCUAAGGAAAUGGUUAUAUUCUUUGGCCAUCGGAAGGAACCUUUCCUCUGUUAUGAUCCAUACUCUGGUGACAUUUAUACAAUGGCUUCACCUUUGACUAGUCCUGCACUUACCAAGUCCAUCAGUUCACUGGCUGUUUGUGUUUCACCAGACAAUGAUGUCUUUUUGGCAGCACAGCCGACCAAGCAGCUUUGGGUGUACAAUGCAGUUCAGAACAGCUGGCAACAACUGGCCGAGCGGUUGCUGGCAAGAGAGAGAAUGGAUGUUGCUUACCUUAACGGAUAUAUUUACAUCCUUGGUGGUCGUGAUCCAUCUACAGGCCUGAAAAUUAAGGAGGUUGAGUGUUACAGUAUUCAGAGAAAUCAGUGGAUAUUUGUGACACCCCUGCCUCAUGCAUUGCACUUGUUUGAACUGAUCACAGUUGGAGACUGUUUGUACGCUGUUAAUAACAAGAGAAUGUUGUGCUAUGUGCCAGAAAGGAAUCAGUGGCUGAACUGUGCCUCUCUCAAACGGAGUGAGUUCCAGGAGGCAUGUGUUUUCAAUGAUGAAAUCUAUUGCAUAUGUGACAUUCCAGUCAUCAAGGUUUAUAACCCUUCAAAGGGAGAAUGGCGAAGGAUUAGCGAUAUCCCGAUUGACGCCAACAUCCACAACUUUCAAAUUGUGUGUCAUGGGAAUAAACUGCUUCUCAUCACCACCACUGUUCCACAGUGGAAGAAGAACAGGGUGACAGUUCAUCAGUAUGAUACUACUGGGGAUCAGUGGGUCAAUGUUGGUACCAUGUUGGGACUGCUGCACUAUGACAGUGACUUCAUAUGUCUUUCAGCGCGUCUAUAUCCUUCGUGUCUGGAGCCGGGCCAAAGCUUUAUCAGUGAGGAGGAUGAUGUGCGCAGUGAGUCGAGUGCAGACUGGGAUUUUGAAGGCUCCAGUGAUAUUGACUCUGAGUCAGGGAGCUCGAGUUCAUUUUCAGAUGAUGACUGGCAGCCACCAGAAGGUCUCAGAGUUGAAAGAAUACAGCGAAAUGGUCACUUGGCACCAGCAGAGAACAGAGCGUCUCAUAUCAAUGGCCAAUUGGGAAACUAACGAGCGCCGUCUUAAAUGGCCAUCAAUGAGACGAAUCAAAAGUCAUAAAAGAAAACUAGUUUUUUUUCUGAUUGUUGCAGAUAUGGUAGUUUUGGACAAAUAUAGACAGUUAUAUUUUGCAGUAUGUGUUAAAGUCUUUGGAGGAACUGAAAAAAUAAAAGUUGCUUUGAAAAUAUCUUUCCCCUCAUUGGCAGAUACACUAGUUUUUUUUUCCCUGUUCUAUCCUUCUGCACGUAGGCCUCACUUUUUAAAGAAAUGAUUAGGGUAGUUUAAAUAGAUUCAGUAUUCUUCUUAGCAACAAUGGAGAGUUCAGUCUUUUAGCUGUUAUACUGCUUUGUGAAAUCUUUAAAAAAAAUACUCAGAAGAUAUAUAUUGUAGUUUGGAAGUUGCUGAAGUGAUGGUAAUUAAAUAGGCAGUUUCACCUGGCUGAUUUGAAGAGACAGAGUGACAUUGUUUUGCACUGGCCUACAGGAACUGCCAGCUCUGGCUUAUUGAAGGAGAACUCUUUUUUUUUGAGAGCACGAAGAAAUCCAAAGUUUUAUCCUGCAAGUUUCCUCUGGUUUAUUUGCCAUCUCUUAAUGAGGUUAAGUAACUUGGCAGCUUCAUGAUGUUGCAUAUUGGAAGAAAGCAGACUUGAUGGUUGGAGUAAUUGUGUUUCAUAUACCCUAACGUCAAUGUGAAUUCUUCUGUAAAGCUGGUCGUUAAAACUUUGGUAGUGUUCACAUGCUUCAGAAAUUUAUCACAUUGAAAAUCUUUUCGUGUAUUUCUGUAUAAAUUUAUCUAUUUGUUUUAUUUUGCUUUGCUGCAAGUAACAAUGUAAAUGAUGAUCAGUGAUAAUGGUGCUGGUCUUUCUGAGCCGGGCUGCAUGAAGUACAACGAAAGAUAAAGUUCUAAGUAAUGAAAUGUGGAUAAUCAGGGCACAGGAGAAGCCUGAUGUGUCACUGUUUUUCACAUUUCACUUCAGAAUUAAUCCCCCCCCCCCCGCUGACUCUCAGGUCUGCACUGUCCUCCGAGAUAACCCUUUGAUCUUUGAAGCUUUUCACAUGUAAUUUAAUUUCUGCUAACUUUCCUGGGCCAUUUGAAAUUUUAAAAAAUUUCUGAAAUUGAUGGAAGAACAAAGAACAGCAAUGUCAGUUGCUAGACAUUUUUAAAAAAUGUUUUAGAACUCUUCAGUUAGCUUCUGGGUGACAUUCUCUGAGGCUGGUCACCAAAAGUGGGGGUUUCUCCAAUCACUACAUUCUGUGCCAUUGAAAAAAAAAGCUUCAAAAAUUUGUGUGGGAUUGAAACUGAAUUGAUACCUCCCUUCUUUUGAAUAAAAGAACUGACGAGGCCACGUCCAUGCUUUAAAAAGAAAGUUGAAUUCUAUGGUAAUUUGAAUUAAAUAGCUGAAUCAAUUGAUUGAUUGACCCAUUGAUUUUAUUUUUGUCAUUCAUUCUUGUCUUAAUCUUGGGAUGUAGGUGUUACUGAAAAUGCCAGCAUUUGUUAGCUGUCCUUCAUUGAGCAAGCCGCUCAGUUCAAGAGUAAUCAUUGCAGAGGGCAAAUAAAAGUCCACUACGUUGCUGGAGUCAUACGUAGGCUUGGCCUGGGCAUGAUGGCAGAUUUCCUUCUCUACUUUCAGCUGUCAUGGUUAGAUUUGAUUCCACAUCCAAAACAUUAUUCUUGGCCUCUAGUUUAUCAGUUGAGGUGCCAUUACUAAUAAACCAUAAUCACCCCUCUGCUAAACCUUGAUGUUCAAAUUUGGACGAAUGGAAUAAGUGAUGUUUCAAACUGGCUUUUUAAAUAUUUUUGUUAACUAUUAGUGAACAAAAGGAAUUUUCUGGAUGUUUAGAAAUACCACCUUCUGGCCCAACACCAACGUUUAAACACUAUUUGAUUUUAGUGUAAUUUCCAUUUAUUUAUCUGAACCGACAUGGAAGCAGAAGAUAUGACCUCUUUCUGUGCACGUGAUCCUGUCAGCAUUUUGGACAAGUGGGUUUAAAAUAAAGCAUUUUUGCCUUUUGAUUACCAGUAAAUGAACUAAACUUCGUGAACAUUUAAAGGCCUGUUUCCUGAAAUCAUCCUCCCUCACUCCACAAGAUAGAAACAAUCUCUGGUUUACAAAAUCAUCACAAGCCUUCAUAGGUUUCACUGGGGAGUUAAAUAAAUUGAGUGAAAAUACGUAUUAGUAAUGUGCAGUGUGUUUAAAGUACAGAUUAGGGAGCAAAUGUUUUGCAAGACAUGCCACAACGUUUUAUAUUCUGUAAAAUUGUUUACGUGAUAGACGGUUAACCCACACUCAAUUUUGCUUUUUUGUAAUAUUUUCAAUAAACACUAUCUUUUGCA